Messenger RNA from Colletotrichum graminicola M1.001, 981 nucleotides. RefSeq lists its product as uncharacterized. The record is from RefSeq and is a predicted model, not a curated record. NCBI's taxonomy places the organism in Eukaryota, Fungi, Ascomycota, Sordariomycetes, Glomerellales, Glomerellaceae. The transcript has 2 exons. The coding region runs from base 1 to 981 and encodes 326 amino acids.
AUGGAAGCGGAAAAGGAGAGGAGCCGCAUCCGGGACAACCAGCGUAGAUCCAGGGCUCGAAAGAAGGAGUACGUCCUCGAGAUCGAGCAAAAGUUACGAGAUUGUCAAUCCCAAGGGGUGGAAGCUUCGGCUGAAGUGCAACAAGCUGCGCGUCGGGUUGCCAACGAAAACCACAAGCUCCGACAACUUCUCUGCACACUGGGCCUAGUCGACAGACAGAUCGAACAGUAUAUCAAGACAGGAGAACUGGACCCUUCCAUUCACAAUCUACCACUUGAUGUACGUGAAAGCAGGACUGCCGCAGCCGGCCAGGAAGCAGCCGCGUUGGAAAGCCUGCUUGUUCCACGGUGGCCAGCCUGCCUCCAAAACCCCAUGCCGUUCGUGUCAGGAAGUCGUUCGGGGAGUAGCGAUCGAACCCUUACCUAUGGCCCGGCAUCAAAUUCCUCGGCUGAAGACUAUGGUCCUUCGGCCGAAGACGUCCAGCAGUCGUACGGAUUGAUGAGCGCAUCGCCAAUAAACUUGAACCCUUCACCAAUCUAUCCACAGCCCGCACAUCCUCAAACCCACGAAUACGGCAGUCAUCAGCUGAGCCGAGAGAAUCUCCAAUAUGCAGAAUCCAACCACAGCCAGACAAGUCAUAACCCGUCGUUGAACCCGCCUGGGUAUAAUCCGAAUCAGACGUUCGAUUAUCAACCGAUUUUCGCGGCAGGAAAUCCAUUAAUAGGCCAUCCACCCCCAACCUGCUGCGGGCCGCCGGCCGCAACAUACGUUGUUUAUCAUCCCUCGCAUCAGCAGCCGAUAUCCUACGUUGCGAGUCGCCUUGGAAGCAGUGCCAGCAACACCUCCGGGCCCGCUUCGGUGGCUGAUGCCGAUUUGAGUGUCGAAGAACGAGCAUCACAGCAGACGGGCAACCCUGACGACAACUCUUGGCUACCAAAGACCCAUUUCAACCGAGCGUACUUUGAGCGCCGGAAUGGCUGA